Molecule: messenger RNA, 2116 nt
Organism: Fragaria vesca subsp. vesca
Lineage: Eukaryota; Viridiplantae; Streptophyta; Magnoliopsida; Rosales; Rosaceae
Exons: 11
Coding region: 229-1794 (521 amino acids)
Molecular function (GO): protein binding
Source: RefSeq, a predicted model, not a curated record
CCACGACCACCACCUCCUGUUAUUUUCGGAAUUCCCCAAAUUAGCCUACCCCACUUCUCAAAUUCUCCAUCUCCACCACCCUUCAAUCCCCAAUUUAGGGUUUCUGAUCUGAUCCACCUCUUUCCCCCAAUUCUCAGAAACCCUAAUUCCUCAUUCCUAGGGUUUUGGUUUCCAUUACCGUUUUGUUUUCAUUUUCGUCGCUUUAGCUACAUAUUUUAAUCGUUGACGAUGAAGAAGCAGACGAGGAGGAGGAGGAAGAAGACCUCGCCGGCGGAUCCGACGCCGGCCGCCGCCCCCAAAGACGACGCCGAGGAGAAGGCCGUCGCCGCGCUGAGGGAGGCUUUCUCGUCUGUCUCGGUUGACGACGCCGUUUCGGCGCUUCAUGAAGCCAACGGCGACCCGGACAAGGCCGCGGAGAUUUUGGUCGAGUCUCUCGCCGACGCUUCCGACGAGCCGUUCACGAGCACUACGUCCGGCGUUUCCGGCUCCGAUACAGGGUCUGAUGAUCCGUUUACUAGCUCUUCGUCGUCCAGCGGCGUGUCCGGAUCUGAUACGGGCUCGACUUCCGGGUCGGGUUCGUCGGAGGGGUUUGAGUCGGGUUGUGUUCAGAAUUUAGUGAGCGAGAGGUGUAGGAAUAAGCAGAAGAGGGUGAUUGCGUCGGCCGGAACGGUUUCGAAUGUGCUGGGAAAAGAGUAUGUGAGGUCUAGGAUGACGAAGCCCUCUGGUUCGAAAACUGGAGAUGCUGUUGGGGAAGAGGAAGCGGAACAGUUCCUCUGUUCAAUGCUUGGUGAUGACUCUGAGCUCAACAUGGCUGUUAUUAGAGAUGUGCUUUGUCAGUGUGGGUAUGAUGUUGAAAAGGCCUUGGAUUGCUUACUUGAGGUAUCUGCGUCCUUGUCUGAACAGUCCAGCCUUAGUUCUAACUAUAGUUUGGUUUAUAAAGACGAUGGUAGAUAUCCUGCCGGACAGUUUGACUAUGUAAGUGCUCUGACAGAUAGGGCAUCAGAUUGUACUUCUUAUUCAUCUGAGGAUAAUAUAUGGUAUUCAGGAUACUCUCGCCGGAACUAUGCGGAGGUUCUUGCUAGUUCGGAAGCUCAUCCCCCCACGAGCCCAAGUACUACCGAAUCAAAUCUCCCGCAAAAGGUGUUGGAAUCUUUGUUUAACAUAUCUAAGACUCCUGAAUAUGAACCGAAAGCUAUGAAUUGGAAGAAUGUAGUGAGUAAGUUGCAGUCAUUAGGACCUGAAUUUGAUGGUUGCACGUCAAGCUCUUCAGUAGCAAAACAAGACACUUUGGCUAAAGGAGAUGAGUAUCAUGAAUUUAGAGGAACUGCAAGGCAGCACUGGGAUACCAUGAAGUCUUACUAUCAGAAGGCUGCUACAGCAUAUUCAAACGGAUCAAGGGGGCAUGCAGGCUAUCUUUCUGAGCAGGGGAGGGUACAGACUAAAAUGGCACAAAAGGCUGAUGAAAAGGCAAGCCAGGAAAUCUUCAAAGCUAGAAACAAGGACAUAGAAAAUGUGAUAACAAUCGAUUUGCAUGGGCAGCACGUCAAACAAGCAAUGAAGCUUUUAAAAAUCCAUCUUCUAUUUGGAACAUAUGCUCAAUCGGUUCAAUUUCUCAGGGUUAUCACAGGAUGUGGGUCUCAUGGUCUAGGAAAGUCAAAGCUGAAACAAUCGGUCAUACAGCUUGUUGAGAACGAAGGUAUCACAUGGUCUGAAGAGAAUAAGGGGGUUGUAUUAAUAAAGCUUGGUUCACACACGGAGUUCAACUUUAUGGAUUCCGAAAGUGAUGACGAGUGAGUUAACUGUAACAGAAACUAGUCUUUAGAACCCGCCAAAGGCUGGCCUUUGUUGUCAGUUACUAGGGAGUUGCUAAACCCUCCACAGGUUCUGUUGUCAACUAUUUAGUUAGUCAUUGUGUUCUGUAAUAUUCAGAGGCCAGGUUUUAGAUGUCCAUAUUCAUCUCUCUCCAUAGGUCCAGAUUUACUUGAAACCCUCUUUUUAAAGAAACUCGAUACAUCUCAAGAUGCUCUUUGUACACUGUACAGAGCAUGUAUAUACAUGAGAAACCAAGUGUAAUUUAUCUUAGUAUUUAAUGACUUGACACAGGCCAUCAUAUGCA